This is a messenger RNA of Aspergillus pseudonomiae, 1017 nucleotides long. RefSeq lists its product as uncharacterized. The record is from RefSeq and is a predicted model, not a curated record. The coding region runs from base 1 to 1017 and encodes 338 amino acids. The transcript has 2 exons. NCBI's taxonomy places the organism in Eukaryota, Fungi, Ascomycota, Eurotiomycetes, Eurotiales, Aspergillaceae.
AUGCAUGUCUCCGGACAUUUCUAUCGAGCCCUUGAUCUUACAACAGAGCUUCUUGAAGCCGCGGGAGCCUCUGUUUUAUGUGCUGGAGCCGAAAUGGCAAUGGAAGCAGUCGUCGACGCGCUGAGCCAGUAUCGUGUCAAUGUGGUGGCUGGCGACGCAGGGCAAGUCGUCCAGAUAGUCAGAUAUAUUGACACGCUGCCUGUAGGCCAGAAAGCUUCUCUCCAAAUACGGAAGGUCCUAUAUACAUCCGAGCCUAUGACACCCGCACAGAAGAAUUUUAUUAAUUCGGUGCUCGGCGAGGUUACCAUCUACUCGGUGAUUGGGAGCGCAGAGGCUGGCCCAUGGGCUGUAUCCAACCCGUUGCUUACCAACCAUAACACCGCGUCGUCUGCUGCUGACUUUAUCUACGAUACUCGAACGAUGCUUCUCGAGGUCCUGCCCCUAUCCUUCCAAGAUACAGACGUGAAGAGUUAUUGUGAUGAGAGGCAUAUGGUGGGUGUCCCCGACGGCGAAAAAGGAACACUCCUGCAAACAUCUUUGCAGCGGCUGCGGAAUCCUCUAGUACGAUAUGUCUGUGGGGAUGUUGCAUCUCUUCAUCCACUCCCUGCGGAAGCCCGGACAAGAUUGCCCGCGGAGGAUGCUGAGCAUUACCGUAUUGUUCGUAUCUAUGGGCGUGACAAACGGCUCAGCUUCGACUGGUACGGAGAGUACUUUGAGUUUGAUACAGUUCAAGCGCUCAUGCGGCAGGCUAGUUGGGGCAUUCUUCAGUGGCAGGUCAUCCUUUGGACCAAGCCAGAAGGAUUGGACAAAUGCUUGGAAGUCCGUCUGUUACGAGCCUCGGCAUCGGAUGGCAAUCUGCUCAGUGAAGCAGAUUUGAUUAAAGAAAUCAAGCACUUCUUUAUGGUCUUUGAUUACAACGAGGAUCUCUUUCAGCUGAAUUUCCUCACUGGUUUAGAUGGAUUCGUUCGCAGUGCAACAGGCAGGAAGGUGGCCAACUUUGUAGAUAGGACUAGUUAG